GCGCUGCAAUUGGCUGUUUGCACCACGUGACUAACGGUCGCGGGAAGUACGUUAGCGAGCGCAUGACGAGAAGGAGCUAGUAAAAGACUUCGUUUUUAAAUAACAUUUUUUUUUUCUUCUCCUGUUGUGUUGUAUGACGUGUUGUGUCUGUCUGGACCGAGGACUGACGCCGAUACCCGCCUGGACCGGGUAGUUUGUUUCGACUCCAGCCAACUUGUCAGCGAGUUGGUGUUUUUCUCAGCGCGUGUCGGAGUUAGCCAACAAUUUCGCCAUUUUGGGGAUUAGCUAACCCCGCUAAGACGCUUAACGGCACUUUUUUUUUGGUUGGUUUUCUGACCCAAAUACCUUUACUCAAGGUACUACAAGGGACGGUUUGUUGGUUUUUAGACAAACUAGUCAGCGGUUUUUGUUUUUUUUUAGUAAGUUUUUCAACAUGAGCAAGUCGAGUUCCAGCCGCCAUUGGAAGGACUCGCCGUCGCCCAAAUGUCGGCCAGUCCGUCAGAAGCUCAGCUUCACCGCCAGCGACGGGGAGGACGAGUCCGUCGACGACGUCAACGAGUCGGGCUUCACGGAAAUAGACUCCCCGACGCCGAUGCGAGGCAGCAGCGCCUUCGAGAAGCUGCUGGAGGGCGGCGGCAGCCCCGUCAGGCGCCCCGGCGGGGACGACGACCCCGUGGAGCUGUGGGACGAGGAGGGCUUCGGCUCCCCGUCCCAUUUACUCUCACCCACCUCGGCUCUCUUCGCUGCCUGCACGCCCUCGCCGAGGAAGGCGUCGCGGUUGCACCCGGACUCGUCGGAUCGCUCCUUCGACGAGGACGCGUCCAGCUCGCCCAUCCCCGCAUGCCCCGACACACCUCCGCACAAAACACUGAGGAAACUGAGACUUUUUGACACGCCGCACACACCAAAGAGCCUCCUGUCCCGCGUGAGGGGCUCGUCCAGCACGAGGGGCUCCCUCUUCAGGAAUGUGGAGCGCACAGCGAUGUCCAGGAGCCAGCCCACGCACCUGGUCAACUUUAACCCCUUCACGCCCGACUCCCUGCUCAUCCAGUCGGCCGCGCAGCAGCAGCGAAACAACAGGAAGCGAGCGCACUGCAAUGUCUCCGGUGGCGAAGACAUGGAGACGAGCGACGCUGAAGGCGACGAGGAGAUCCUGCCGCCGUCCAAAAGGGUCACUAUGAUGGGGAGCAACAUGAUGUCUCGGUACGCCUCAGAGUUCCUGGAGCUGGAGAAGAUUGGCUCUGGUCAGUUUGGUGCCGUGUUCAAGUGUGUGAAGAGACUGGACGGCUGCAUCUACGCCAUCAAGCGCUCCAAGAAGCCUCUGGCCGGAUCCGUGGACGAGCAGAACGCCCUGCGGGAGGUGUACGCCCACGCCGUUCUGGGCCAGCACCCCCACGUUGUGCGCUACUACUCGGCGUGGGCCGAGGACGACCACAUGCUCAUCCAGAACGAGUACUGCAACGGCGGCACGCUCUCCGACGUCAUCGCCGACAACACCAAGCGCCUGGGCCACCUGGCGGAGCUGGAGCUCAAGGACCUCCUUCUACAGGUUGCCCGCGGCCUGAAGUACAUCCACUCCAUGUCGCUGGUGCACAUGGACAUCAAGCCGAGCAACAUCUUCAUUUGUCACAAGUCUGUCAGCAGCUGUGACGACGACGACGAUGACGACCUGAACACCAGCGUGGUCUACAAAAUAGGGGAUUUAGGUCACGUGACGCGCGCCAGCAACCCUCAGGCGGAGGAAGGCGACAGUCGCUAUUUGGCCAACGAAGUUCUCCAAGAGGCGUACACGGACCUGGCCAAGGCGGACAUCUUCGCCCUCGCUCUGACCGUCAUCAGCGCAUCAGGGGCGGAGCCUCUGCCCACCAAUGGUGACACGUGGCAUGAAAUCCGCCGAGGAAAACUGCCCAUCAUCCCUCAAGUGCUCUCGCCAGAGUUUGUCAGCCUGCUAAAGCUGAUGAUCGACCCCGACCCCGCCAGGCGUCCUUCCGCCUCGGACCUCAUCCGUCACCCGGUGCUCCUGACGGCCGCCAAAAUGAGCGCCGAGCAGCUCCGAGUGGAACUCAACGCCGUCAAGUUCAAGAAUGCUCUCCUGCAGAAGGAGCUUCAAAAAGCCCAGCUGGCCAAAACCGCCCCGGAGGAGACCAGCAGCACGCGGACCCGCUCCACCAGAACGUGCAGACUCAUUGGCAAGAUGAUGAGCCGCUCUGUCAGUCUCAACAUCUUUUAAAAGCUUCACUUUUUUUUACCUGUACAUACUCCAAAAAAUACAACCGGCCAACCUGUACAUAGUUAUUUAAUAAAUCCCUUUAUCUACA
This is a messenger RNA of Nerophis ophidion (straightnose pipefish), 2318 nucleotides long. It is a transcript of the gene wee1, whose product is annotated as WEE1 G2 checkpoint kinase. Gene Ontology annotation, cellular component: nucleus. The transcript has 10 exons. NCBI's taxonomy places the organism in Eukaryota, Metazoa, Chordata, Actinopteri, Syngnathiformes, Syngnathidae. Gene Ontology annotation, biological process: protein phosphorylation; mitotic cell cycle. Bases 434 to 2230 code for a protein of 598 amino acids. Gene Ontology annotation, molecular function: ATP binding; magnesium ion binding; non-membrane spanning protein tyrosine kinase activity. The record is from RefSeq and is a predicted model, not a curated record.